AUGAAACAUCAAGCAUUCACAUGGCUCUGUGUUCUGGCUCUAACCAUCAUAGUUUGUUCCAACACAGCAAACGGAGCAGAAGACUUGUCCAAGACAUGUAGUCAGGUGGUUUCAAAGGUGAUUCCUUGUUUGGAUUUUGCGACGGGGAAAGUACCGAAGCCGAAGAAAGAGUGCUGUGAUGCGGCCAAGAGUAUUAAGGAUACGAAUCCGGAGUGUCUGUGCUACAUCAUUCAACAGACUCAUAAGGGGAGUCCUGAAAGUAAGAGCAUGGGGAUUCAAGAGGACAAGCUUCUUCAACUUCCGGCUGUUUGUGAUGUUAAAGCCAAUAUCUCUGAUUGUCCUAAGCUUCUUGGUCUAUCUCCAAGCUCCCCAGACGCAGCAAUAUUUAAAAAUGUAUCCAAGAUCAACCCCCCUUCCUCCGCUGCAUCAUCCACCGGAACUCCAACGACACCGACCCCGAGUGCCUCACAUAAGCUUAGACCUGUCAUGAUCAGCGACAUGAUGACGGUGACUGUAGCCUUUGUUCUGGCCGCAGUACCUACCGGGUUAUUCACCAUUAAAUUGUGA
This is a messenger RNA of Lathyrus sativus (Indian pea), 567 nucleotides long. NCBI's taxonomy places the organism in Eukaryota, Viridiplantae, Streptophyta, Magnoliopsida, Fabales, Fabaceae. The record is from the annotation of a GenBank genome assembly.